Messenger RNA from Ictalurus furcatus (blue catfish), 4243 nucleotides. It is a transcript of the gene malt2, whose product is annotated as MALT paracaspase 2. Gene Ontology annotation, molecular function: cysteine-type endopeptidase activity. The transcript has 17 exons. The record is from RefSeq and is a predicted model, not a curated record. Lineage: Eukaryota; Metazoa; Chordata; Actinopteri; Siluriformes; Ictaluridae. The coding region runs from base 399 to 2807 and encodes 802 amino acids. Gene Ontology annotation, biological process: proteolysis.
CUCUCUCUCUCUCUCUCUCUCACACACACACACACACACACACACACACGGAGCUGCAGUGUGAAGGGGCCAUGCAAAUGCGUGUUAGAAAGAGGAACUGCCGGCCCGGGAGCAAAGAGAAGUUCUUUACAGAAGUUGAUCAAGCUUCAGGAUUCAGGAUCUUCACUUUCUACAUUAGAGUAAAAGCUUUGUGCUGAUAAUCAAACUUACACGAGUGGAUCCGACACCGAAAGGAAACUGAUGGAUCUCUUCCUGUUCACGGCGCUAGAUUUUUAAAGCCUGAUUAUUUGUGAGAAGAAACACCAAAAACACUUUAAAGGCCUGCGAGUGAAGACGCUUCCGGGAAACUCCGCUACAACACCACAGUUGCUGGGACUCUGAGGGACUAUUUCUGAGGUAUGGCUAACUGGAAUUUGGGCUUGGAGACCCUGAGCGAGGUGGCGUUGAGCAGACUCGCAGAGAUGCUGGACAACUCAAACCGCGGCUGGAGGCAGUUGGCAGCAGCAGUUAAAGAGCAGCCGCAAUUCUGCUACAGUGAGAAGGAGAUGACCAGCUGCUCUCUGCAGGUGCUCAGUGCUCGUGGCAGUCCUGGCCGAUACCUGCUGGCUCUGCUCACUGACAGGAAGUGCUCGCUGGCCUUCUUGCUGCAAUGCCUUAAAAAGAUCGAACACCAUGGGGCUGCCAGUUUCCUCACUGCAUGCGUGGAACCAAUAGAGAUAACAACUCAUCCUCAAGAUGUGCAAGUGCCAAAGGGCAGUGCAGUAACACUCAGCUGCCGAGCCGUUGGCCCACCGGGACUCAGCUACCAGUGGUUCAGGAGAGGAGAUGAGGUGCCCGGUGGGAGUGCGCCAGAGCUGAUUCUGAACCCGGCUCAGGAAGGCCCCUACACUUGUCGCGUCAAUGCCGGGGAGAAGUAUGUGUUCAGUGAGUGGGCCCACAUCCGGCUGCUCCGCUCCGUUGAUUCAGGCUCUGAUGUGAGCUUCCCUCAGUCAGGGAAUGAGUUGUGUAUAACACAGCAGCCCAAAGCUCAGGUGCUGUCCGAGGGUGAUACCUUACAUCUGGAAUGUGUUGCCCAGUCCAACCCGCUGCCCCAGUUUCAGUGGUACCACAACCAGCAACCUCUACUGAAGGCCAUCAAACAGUUCAUAAAGAUUCCAUGUGUAACCACAGCAGACCGAGGCAUCUACAGCUGCAGAGUGUACAAUCUUUAUCAUGAGAUGUGGAGUGACAACGUGAAAGUAGAAAUUGGUCCUGGGUCCAGCACUGAAGCCUACUGGGAAACAGAUGAUGGACAGAAAACCAGUUUACUUCCACGACAGAUGGGAGAUUUAUAUGCCACAGACAAGGUCGCACUGCUGAUGGGGAAUAUGAAUUACGCGCACCACAGGGAGCUCAGAGCCCCCAUGGCUGAUGUGUAUGAGCUGAGCAACCUCCUGCGGCAGCUCGACUUCAAGGUGGUCUCGCUGCUCGACCUAAACCGGCACGAGAUGCACCGAGCCGUCAGCGAGUUCCUGCUGCUGCUCGGCCGCGGAGUCUACGGGCUGCUUUACUACGCUGGACACGGCUAUGAGAAUUACGGGAACAGCUUCAUGGUGCCUAUAGAUGCUCCGGCCUCGUACACGUCGGAUCACUGUCUCUGGGUGCAGGACGUUCUACAGCGCAUGCAGGAGCGUCAGACUGGCCUCAACGUCUUCUUACUCGACAUGUGUCGUAAGCGAAACCUGAAUGAUGAUAUCAUCCAGCAGCCUGGACCACUGAAAGUCACAGCCAACAUCGUGUUUGGCUAUGCAACAUGCGUUGAUGCUGAGGCUUUUGAGGUGAACAAAGAUGACCUGUCCAAUGGUAUCUUCAUGAGCUUCCUGAAGAAGAGACUGAUGGAGCAGGAGAAGGUCACCGUCAUGCUGGACAGAGUGGCUGAAGAUAUGGGCAGGUGUGAAUUGACCCGUGGUCGGCAGGCCCUGGAGUUACGCAGUAACCUUUCUGAGCGCCGCACUCUGACGGAUCGCAUUCAGGCUCCAGAGUGUCCUGUUAUGGCAUCAACACGCAACCUGCAGUGGUCUAUAGCACAUGCUCUGCCAGAGAGUCGUGUGCUUCAGUUCGACUGUGGCGUGAAAGUGCAGCUGGGUUUUGCAGCAGAGUUUUCCAACAUCAUGAUCAUCUACACACGGAUACUGGAGACUCCCACAGACAUCAGUACCUGCUCCGCCCAGCUGUCUGAAUUCACUGAGGGCCCAGAGAUCGACCUUAAGCGUACCAAUCAAGCAAGUCUCCGAGAUGCUGGGAGUUUACUGUUAGUCAUGGAUGAACGUCUACCACCAGAGCAGCCCCGACUCUUCACUCGUCUUUGUGCACUGCAAAGACUCAAGAACGAGCUGUCAUUCACUGUCUGUCUACACUAUCAGUACGUUAAACUCGAUGAGGAGGUGCAGGAAUGGCGAACGGUAAUCGUGGGCAAACCUCUGGUUUCCAAACUUAACCUGCACGAGCCACGGAAACUCCACACUUCAUCAGCGUCAUUCUCUACUGAUCUUCAGUCUACCAGUAUGCCACAAUACUCGUCUUUUGCUCAGGAUUUGCAGGCCAGUUUGCCUUCCUUCGAUGCCAGUGCUUCCUUCACUGAAUCGACCGAGUCCUACUUCUACAGACAUGCUGGAUUCUCUUCUGCUUCUGAUCUGAAGAGGAUAAACGAACCUGAGGAGAACAUCAGCCCUGAGUUCUUCACGUCAGAGGAACCCAGAGUGUCCAAAAGUUUCACUUACGCUAGUGCUAACAAACCUUUCAAAUUCAGCAACUUUCAUUCCUUCUAGUGGAAACGUGUGCAAGAUGAUCUCAGCUCCUUUUUCUGUUAAUAUUUAUCUCAAAAUGGUGCCAGUUGUUCAGUGUUGUUUAGCUCUGGGUCAUUCCUUAUAUGUGAUGUCUUUUAGGCCUCAAGGCAUUUAAAAAAAAAACAUAACAUCUUUAUGGUGCAAGCACUUAACCUGAAAGUGUAUUAUAUAUAGAUUAAUCAUCUGUUUUUCAAAAGAAUAUACAAGUUGUGUAUAAAUGUCUCCCUGCCUAAAAGGGUGGAACAGAAGAGGGUGGACAUACAGAGGCAAAAUUCAGCAAAAUGGUAGACUAUUAUUUGAACUUAAACAUAUUUUUAAAUAACUAUAUCUUUGAUAUGUAUUUAAAAAAUUAUGAAAUGUUGUUUAUUUCCUGUGUAUUUGAACCUAAAAGGGUGGAACAUAACAAGGUGGAUAUACAAAGACGAAAAAGUCAUUGUGGUACAAUAAUAGUUUACCUUGAACGUAUUUUGAAAUAGUUGUAUCUUAUAUAUUUAAAAAUGAUGAUAGGUUAUUGAUUUCCUGUGUGUUUUAACCUAACAGGGAGGAAAUACAGGGGUAAACUUUGUCAUUCAGGAAAAUUUGUCAUUGUGGUAGAAUAAUAGUGACUCACACAUGUUGAAAAAUGUAUGAGUGUAAUGUACUAUUAUGAGUAAAAAUGUAAAGUGUUUCGAGGUUACCCAUCCAAGCAAAUUGCAACACUCAUCAAAUGUCAAAGUGAAAGGGGAAAAUGGUAGCCAUAGUAAGCAUGUUUAAUUUUUUUUUAAUGUAAAAGCACUACAUACUUAGAGGAAGUUAUGUUAGGAACAGAUGAAAAACCAUAAAAUGUUUGUGAAAUAGGAGAAUUAAUUGAAGAGGUCUUAAGUAGGAGAUCUUAUAAACUAUUGUUACAACAGAGUUAUUAAUAUAUUUGUUUUCGUAUAUAAACAAACAACUCAAUUUUAAAAAAGCAGGCUAAAACACUGCUUUACCAUUAAAGGCACCAUGCACAAGGAAUGAAGCAUCUACAAAGGACUAACUAUUUUUUAAUUAUUCAUUUUGAGUUGUAAUACUGUCAGGCUAUGUAAUAUGUAAUACAGCUGUAUCAACUAUCUACACAAGGAAUUUUAUACCAUGGGCUGUUUUUAUGAUCACAGUAAGAAGGACACCUGUAGAUAUUCUCCAUCAUACAGGAUUUACACCACAUGAUUGUUGCAACAAUACUUUUCUGGAGCAGCAGCAACAAUAUCAAGACAUGUGUAGUGUAACUUGCACACAAACAAAUUCACAUACCUGUUAAUGUUUCCUUUCUGUCUGUCUCUCUCCUCCUCAGCUCUGUCUCUCAGGGGCUCUCUAGCUGACCGUCUCUCUCCUCCUCUCCUGUCUCCAGAUGUUCUUUUGGUCCUCUUCACCUCGGCUCUCCAGGGGCUGCCUCUCUUUGU